AUGAAACUUCUAAGUUGGAACUGCCGAGGGGUCGGCAACCCUCGGUCAGUUCGAGCACUCCGCACCUGGUGCUGGAGGGAGCGGUCGGAGUUGGUCUUCUUAAUGGAGACCAUGGUUGAUUCAAAACAGCUUGAAAGAGUUAGAGGACGGUGUGGGUUUACUGAAGGUUCGUGCCUAGGUAGUGAGGGGAAUUCAGGUGGAAUGGGGCUAUGGUGGCGUGACAUUAACGUCCACAUUUUCUCAUAUUCGAGACACCAUAUUGCUGCGGAGGUUAGGGAUGAUAAUAACAACCCUGUCUGGGUGGCCGUGGGUGUGUACGGAUGGCCUGAAACGGAGAAUAAACAUCGUACGUGGGACAUGAUGCGCACUAUCCAGGAUGAGUGUGAGGUUCCAACUGUAUUUUUUGGGGACUUUAAUGAAAUUGUGAGCAUGAGUGAAAAAGAAGGGGGGGCAAUGAGGAGGGAGUCCCUGAUGGAUGCGUUCAAGGAAGCCAUUGACGAUUGCGGGCUCCACGACCUGGGAUUCAAAGGAAGAACUUUUACUUGGCAACGGGGGACGGAACCGGGGUCAGUGAUCAGAGAAAGGCUUGAUAGGUUCUUGGUGAGCGAAGAAUGGCACAAUCUUUUCCCUCGAUCCAUGGUCAGGCACUUUCCCAUAUAUAAGUCUGACCAUGCGCCCAUAUUGUUGAACACUGAGGCAAUAAAUUUCCAGAAUAAGGAAAAAAGAAGAUUUCACUUUGAAGCUCUGUGGUUGGCGAGUGAGGAAUGUCGUGGUGUGGUUGAGUCUUCGUGGAAUGGUGGUGGGGGAUCCUCCCUCCCUGUCAUUAUUGCUAGAUGUGCUGAAGACUUGAGUAAGUGGGCAAAAGGCAAUUUCAGAGCAGUAAAGAAGAGGAUAAAAGAGGCGGAAAAAGAACUCAGUGAGUGGCAGAAAUGUGUACCUGAUGCUACUAUGAUUGAGAAAUGCAACAAUCUUUGUGCGGAGUUGGAUGAUCUUCAUAGAAAAGAGGAGACUUACUGA
Molecule: messenger RNA, 1017 nt
Organism: Spinacia oleracea (spinach)
Lineage: Eukaryota; Viridiplantae; Streptophyta; Magnoliopsida; Caryophyllales; Amaranthaceae
Exons: 1
Coding region: 1-1017 (338 amino acids)
Molecular function (GO): catalytic activity
Source: RefSeq, a predicted model, not a curated record